AUGCUGUUCACGGCGAGCUCUCUGAUGCGGUUCGUCGCUGGACAACUCUCGAUGGGACUGAAGAGGAUAUAUAAAAAUGGCACCCACGCUUUGAAGGACAAGGGACGACCAGAGGACCAUAUCGAUAUCCGGAUUCAGGAAAACAUCUCAGCUGCGGAAAACUAUAUCGCCCUCAACGAGCUGAUACCCUGCUGCUGGCAGCUCUCUCCCAUCACCUCCUUGCAGCAACCGUUUGUGACAUUUUCGGAGCUAGAGCUGGCCCGUUUCUUUUGGAAGCGACCUUUGUUAAAGCAGAGACUGGUCGAGCUGACCCUCUCUGACGAAGACAGCACAGUCCCCACAUCUAUUAGGGAUCUCGAGAACUGGAUCAGAGGAAGUGAGCCUGGGGUUAUCAUCAAGAACUUUAUCUCCGAGAUUGAUCCUGUUGGGCUCUCGAACUGUCAAAAGCGCAAGGCUGGUCAUCGCGGUGCCAUCAAGCUGCUCUCCUUGGAUCAGAUUCGGAACCAUUUGUAG
Messenger RNA from Linnemannia hyalina, 513 nucleotides. The record is from the annotation of a GenBank genome assembly. NCBI's taxonomy places the organism in Eukaryota, Fungi, Mortierellomycota, Mortierellomycetes, Mortierellales, Mortierellaceae.